This is a messenger RNA of Branchiostoma floridae (Florida lancelet), 2587 nucleotides long. Its product is annotated as leucine-rich repeat and IQ domain-containing protein 4-like. NCBI's taxonomy places the organism in Eukaryota, Metazoa, Chordata, Leptocardii, Amphioxiformes, Branchiostomatidae. Gene Ontology annotation, biological process: signal transduction. The transcript is spliced from 4 exons. The record is from RefSeq and is a predicted model, not a curated record. Gene Ontology annotation, molecular function: protein binding. The coding region runs from base 1 to 1551 and encodes 516 amino acids.
AUGGCGGCAGGUCCGAACCUCCAGCCCCAGAUCGUCAACGGUCUCCUGACCCUUGACCUGAGUAACCAGGGUCUGACGUCCAUCCCGGAGGAGGUGUUUGGUAUCACUGACCUGGAGGUUCUAGAUGUGUCCAACAACAAACUAAACAGCAUCCCGGAAACAAUCGGCCGUCUGCAGAAACUUUACCGUUUGGACGCUUAUAGCAACUUGCUGACAUGUUUGCCACAGGCGAUCGGUUCCUUGCAGAAAUUGACACAUCUGUACGUUUAUAGUAACAAACUUCCCAACCUGCCUCCUGGCAUAGAAAAGCUACAGAAAUUGAAAGUACUGUCCAUUAAGGAUAAUCAGCUGACGGAGGUACCCUCAGGCGUGUGCUCUCUCCCUAACCUUGAGGUGUUAAGUGUCCGUAAUAACAAGCUUUCCACCUUCCCUCGUGGUGUGGAAAAGCUGCAGAAACUGAGAGAACUGUACAUUGGUGAUAAUCAGCUGACGGAGGUACCCUCCGGGGUGUGCUCGCUCCCUAACCUUGAGGUGUUAAGUGUCGGAAAUAACCCCAUCAGACGUCUCCCCGAUGACGUCACACGACUCACCAGGCUGAAGACUCUCGGUUUCCCCAACUGCCAGUUUGAUGAGUUCCCCAGACAGGUGCUGCAGCUGAAGACACUGGAGGAACUGUACGCUGGUGGCUGCAAGUUUGACAUGGUUCCAGAUGAAGUGGGAAACUUACAACACCUGUGGCUCUUGGCAUUGGAAAAGAACCUCCUCAGAACCCUGCCGAGCACCAUGAGUCACCUGCACAACCUAAGGGUGGUCCAACUCUGGAACAACAAGUUCGACACGUUCCCAGACGUCCUGUGUGAACUACCUGCCAUGGCGAAACUGCACAUAAGGAACAACAACAUCACUAGGCUCCCAACCGCCCUCCACCGAGCAGACAAGCUGGAGGACUUGGAUGUUUCUAGAACCCCCCUGGCAUACCCUCCACAGGAUGUGUGUAAACAAGGGACCGGCGCCAUCAUGGCGUUCCUGAAACAGGAGGCUGAGAAAGAAACGAAAGAUGUCAAGAGGAGAUUGGACCGCCUGAAAGUGGCUGAACGACCAAAGAAACAGCAUGAGCACAAUGCGGUUUUCCUGUCGUACCAGUGGGACCACCAGGACAAAGUGCUGCUGCUGCACGAUCGCCUGCAGGAGCGAGGCUACAGCUGCUGGAUGGACAUCAAGCAGAUGGGAGGAGGGGACAGUCUGUACGAGAUGAUGGACAAGGGCAUCAGGGGGGCAAAGGUCGUUGUCAGCUGCGUGACACCCCCUUACGCCGAGUCCACGAACUGCAGGAACGAAGUUGCGCUUGCGCACACCUUGAAGACACCGAUCAUCCCCGUGAUGCUGGAGAAGACAACAUGGCCGCCGCCCGGGCCCAUGUCCAUCCCCUUCGCGCAGCUCAUCUACAUCAACAUGGCCAAAGCUCAGGACGAGGACCCGUGGAAGGGGGUGCUGUUUGAGCAGUUGGUGAGGAUGGUGGAUUCUUUUGUAAAGAGGCCGAAGGCUAAAUAAGCUACGGAAGCAACUGUGUCAUCAACAGCAUGAUGUCCACUUUUCACGAAGUUUCAUUAUCAAUGGUGUAAUCAUAGCGUGUAAUCUCUAGACUGUCUCUAGACUGACGGACUAUUUCUAUAGUUUGACAGAGCGCUUUGUCAACAGUGGCAUUUUGUCAUCAAAGGUGCGCACAUUGAUAAAUGUAUAUAGUGCAAAUACAUAUGUAAAAAAAACAUUCACCAUUGUGAAGGGACUGAUUUCUACGUUAAAGUAGCAAUGCUAUAAUUACUAGCUAGCAGCUUUUAAAAAAGUAUCAUAUUGAUUGGUAUAAUAUUAGGUUGUAGUCGUAGACGCAUGUUAUAUGGCCCAAAUGUUUGUAAAAUACACGUAGAUAUGUGAAAAAUGUACUUAUUGUGCAAACUUCCAGACUGAUGAUAAAAUAAGGUAGAAAUGUGAGAAUAGUUAAGUUGAUAUGUAAUUUUCUUGCUUGCGUUUCAUUUAUCUAGUUGUGUGGCAUGCAAGGAUGUGACCUACAUAGAAUAGAAUUUUCAAAAAUUGAUCUAGCUAAAAGCUUUCAAAAUGAUAAACCUGCCCUUCACGAUGCACUGUCAUAUGUAAAUAAUCACAAUAAUAUCAUUGUCAUUUUAAGAACAAUAUAUAAUUGGAGGUCACCCCAAAAUAGCAAAUCAGUCGUGUACAACGCUUGAGUUUUAAUCCUCUGACCAGUUGAUUAACACAAUUACUUGCUACUUGAUCUUCACGUCAUAAGGCUGUAUCUGUUAUGAAUAUCCGGAUGUUUUGUUCUACUUUAUGAGUACCAAAAUAGGUCAGAUUAUGGUGUUGAAUUACAUAUGGUUAUCAUUCUGCAGUAAUUACAUUACAUUAGUUGAUUUAUAUUCAUUCAGUAAACGGAAAGUGAAUUUUAAGUUGAUUUUUCGGAAUCUACAUGAUGUACUGAAAUACAUAAACCAGUUAAAAAUUCUAAUCGAUUUAGUAUUACAAUAACACAUUAAUAAUACAAUGUAUACACAUAAGUAAUUGACAUCUAAUGGAG